UAGAAGCGGAAGUUGAGACGAGGGGAAGGUGACCGAAUGGCAGAGAGCUGAACAGUCCUAGAAACACCAGAUUAUCACGGAUACAAAGCGAACAGAGCAUAUUAAUAUAGUUUAGUUGACAGUGUGAGAACCAUGGGAGCUCACCUGGUCAGACGGUACAUUACAGAGACCGACACCGAGCCGGACCCGUCCAGAAAAUACGAGUUCGACCCGCAGUUCGGCUUCCCGGAGAGGAAAGAGAGAGAGAUGGUAGCGACUCAGGAGCAGAUGAACUUGGCCCAGCUGCCUUUGGAGCAGAGGGACUACUGUGCUCAUAACCUCCUGAAACUCAUGAAGUGCAAGCGGGACAACUGGCCCAACUUCCUGGCCUGCAAGCACGAGAGACACGACUGGGACUACUGCGAGCACCAGGACUAUGUGAUGCGUAUGAAGGAGUAUGAGAGGGAGAGGAGGCUUCAGCUGAGGAAGAAGAGGGUUGAGGCCCAGGCUGAAGCUGCAUAAGCAGUACAUCCUGAUUUCUUCUCUGUAUAUACCUGCUGCUGUUCUCAUUAAACAAUCUUGUUUAAGCUCUACAA
This is a messenger RNA of Scomber japonicus (chub mackerel), 575 nucleotides long. RefSeq names its product NADH:ubiquinone oxidoreductase subunit B7 (gene ndufb7). The transcript is spliced from 3 exons. The record is from RefSeq and is a predicted model, not a curated record. Bases 133 to 501 code for a protein of 122 amino acids. Gene Ontology annotation, cellular component: mitochondrion. NCBI's taxonomy places the organism in Eukaryota, Metazoa, Chordata, Actinopteri, Scombriformes, Scombridae.